This is a messenger RNA of Halichondria panicea, 3232 nucleotides long. Its product is annotated as NACHT, LRR and PYD domains-containing protein 12-like. The record is from RefSeq and is a predicted model, not a curated record. Gene Ontology annotation, cellular component: cytoplasm. Bases 890 to 3148 code for a protein of 752 amino acids. Lineage: Eukaryota; Metazoa; Porifera; Demospongiae; Suberitida; Halichondriidae. The transcript has 12 exons. Gene Ontology annotation, molecular function: protein binding.
UUUAGGGCGUAUACAACUACUAUUUACUAUGAGACUCACUAAGUAGAAACAACUAACAACUUGCUAUGGCUAGAUCUACUACAUGUAAAACAUUUUUUAUGGUCCAUCAUGUUGACUUUAAUAGCUGUCUAAACCUCAAGGAGCUACUACCACACCUAAACGAGCAGCAGCUUCUGACCAGUGAUGAAAUGGAAAAAUUGAUGUUGCCCAGUCAAACUAGACAAGAAAAGACAUGUGAACUAGUUAAAAUCAUGUGCAUAAAAGGAGAUCGAGCUCCUUCAUUAUUUGUAAAGUGUGUUCGUGAUGCAGCGGAACACUUGCCUCAUUCUGAUCUGGCAGAUAAAUUGGAGAAUUGGCUUAUAAAUAAUCAGUCUGCAACCGGAAUAACCGACACGUUAGCUACAAGUUCUGGUUCUGAACCUACCUCUCAUUCUCCACAACCCAGCAAACCGUCAAGUUUGAAAAGACAACACAAUUCUGACCAAAGUUCCGGCGAACCUUCUAAGCGAACGCGAACCUCCAGUCCAGAUCCCCAGUCAUGCUCGGAUUUCUCCCGACAAUGCAUUACUAGCCCUCUUCAAGUCUUUGCGGACAAUCUACGUACCACUUACACACAAGCUAAAUUUUUCAGGAGGGCUGCAGGACCUGCAUCCAAAAAAAUGCAGUAUAUAAGUUUAGCUCUUAUCAAGAAACAGAAAGCCAAUCACAUAGACAGAGAGCAAGAUAAAUUUCUCAAAAGCACUUUGCACGAUUCAGCCGACGAUAUCAUCAAGAAAAAAGAGCAAAUUCAACUGGAUCGAGUUUUUGCAUACGGUGAAGAUCAGCCAAGAAAGUUAGUACUAGUUGAAGGAGCUCCCGGUGUAGGAAAGACAAUGCUAUAGCACUUGAAAUGUGUCGGCUCUGGGCCAAAGGAGAGUUUCUUAAUGAAGAAUAUGACAUUUUGGUUUUGGUUACUCUUCGAAGAUUCCAAAAAAAGUCUGUAGUCACGCUAAAAGACAUAAUAAACAUUGUUUUAGAAGGUGAUAUAUGUGACAAGGCUGUUGAGCAGGCUUUUCGUUCUCAAGGUGACAGGACGUUGAUUAUCCUUGAAGGCUGGGAUGAGUUACCGCCGGAGCUACGUGAAGAAGGCUCAUUUUUCUUUGAUAUUGUCGUGGGCAAUAAGCUUCCAAAAGUUUCAGUGCUAGUCACUUCUCGUCCAUCAGUGACGGCUGAUCUUUAUGACUACAUGGAUGAACGACAUAUCGAGGUGUUAGGAUUUGACACUGAGCAAAUCACACAAUACAUACAACUUCAUGGCGGGGAAAUGUCUAAAACUAUUCUCGGUCAUCUCAACAAGUUUCCAAACCUCAAAGCGUUGGCCCACAUCCCGCUUACACUUUCUAUUAUCUGCCACGUGGCUCGUAUGGAGUCCGCCUUACCACACACUCUUACCGAGUUAUACGAACAAUACAUCUGCAAUACCCUCUACCAAAACUGUAAGAAACAAUCAAAUUCAGCACUGAAUUCUAUUAAUGGCAUUACCAGCUUAAGCAAGCUUCCUCCCGAAAUUAAAAGUGUCUUCAACCUAUUGUGUAUUUUAGCGCUGGACAGCUUUAAACAGAAGAAAUUUGUGUAUAGCAGAGAAGAUUUGCAACGAGUUGGUCUAAAUUCAGAUAAUCAGAAACGAUUUGAUGGCUACGGUCUCUUAAACACCCCAAUUAACUCUGACGUUGCUGGUUUUGAUAUUGUCUACCAAUUCAACCAUCUCUCCAUUCAAGAGUUCCUUGCGGCGUAUGGAAUUCAAAAACUAGAUCGAUUGGAACAAGUUCGUCUUCUCAGAGAAUUUCGCGAUGACAUGCAAUUUCGAAAUGUUUGGAAGUUCUUUUCUGGAAUUACCAAGUUAAUUGAUGAAGAUUUCCAAGAGAUCAUGAUCACUGAAACUGGUAAGGCCAAUCGAGCUCAAAUCUUCCUUCUUCACUGUGUUUACGAGGCAAACACUCAAGCUAUAAGUGAGAAAGCAGCUGAACAAUUUUAUCGUGUGCUCAAUUUGAGCAACAUGUUUCUCAAUACAACUGAUUGCCUGUGUGCUGCUCACAUGGUUACAUCGGCUGGCGGGGAGUGGACGCUGGACUUUAGAGGCUGUAACAUUGGAGACAAUGGGCUAAGUAUCCUAAAAAUGUCACUAGUUAGAUUUGCUGAGACCAACGGUGUUGAUGGCUUUAAGAUAUCGUCUUUCAAUUUAACGCAUAAUCGAAUCACAGCUUCAGCAAUUUCUCAUCUAGCCGACAUUAUAUCUUGCAAUAUACAAUUGGAGGGUCUCACAUUGUCUUAUAAUCCUAUUGGAGAUGAGGGAAUUGGAAAUCUAGCGACAGCUCUUGAAUCUAACAAAACUGUUACUAUUUUAGAGUUGGACAAGUGUGAAAUAACAAGCGUUGGAGCUUACAAGAUAGCGAAGAUUCUAGAAGGUCAAAACAAGUUUAUCAGAGAAAUACACUUUCGACACGACAACAUUGGUGAUGAAGGAGUUGAGAGAAUAGCACUUGCUUUGGAGAAAAAUGAGACAAUCACAGAAAUGACAUUGGCGGAUAUUGGAAUGACUUCUGUUGGACUCACCGCAUUGUCAAAUAUGGCUGUAAUCAACGGAACGUUUGAGACUUUAAGGAUUGACCGCAACAACCUUCAACCUAUGGAUUGUGAGCUAAUUGCCAACAUCAUUGAGAGAAACAACAGUCUGAAACUGCUGGACUUGACUAAGAAUCCAAUCGGAGACCAAGGAUUCCACAAAAUUAUUGAUGCACUUAUCGCCAAGCCAACAAGCUCACUCGGAAGUUUGGGAGUUUAUGGCUGUGGGAUUACAUCACCGAAAGGAAUUGAAAAGCUUGUCACUCUCUUCAGUGUCACACAGACACUCGAUAGGCUUCAACUAGGAUACAACCGGAUAGAUGACGAAGGAGCCAAACUGCUUGGACAAGCUCUUCAGCAGAAUACAUCCAAAAGCGUAACAACUGUAGUACUUGAGAACACUCAUAUUUCAAACAAAGGAAAGAAAAUGCUCCAAGAAAUCUGUGACUCACUCAAUGCUGGUCGAGAUGACAGUCAGAAAGUAAACGUUGUAUUUACAAACAAUUCUCUCUCAAAAAAGUUGAGAGAAGACCUACUCCAUAUCUGAUUUACAUAACAUUUUAUCCCCCUAAUGUCAUGCAUACACCUUUUGUAAAGAACUUGUUCGUAAUAAUUAUACACAUCUGUCAAA